Stegodyphus dumicola is the source of this 7602-nucleotide messenger RNA. Its product is annotated as protein trachealess-like. Gene Ontology annotation, molecular function: DNA-binding transcription factor activity, RNA polymerase II-specific; RNA polymerase II transcription regulatory region sequence-specific DNA binding; protein dimerization activity. Gene Ontology annotation, biological process: regulation of transcription by RNA polymerase II. NCBI's taxonomy places the organism in Eukaryota, Metazoa, Arthropoda, Arachnida, Araneae, Eresidae. The record is from RefSeq and is a predicted model, not a curated record.
GGAGGCCGAGGCGUAGAGCUGGAUCACCAGUCACACACUUCAAACGGGGUUGGCGAGGAGGUGGUCACCUGUGUUUGUCCGUCUACUGCCGCUUGUUGUUUACUUGUUAGGUGCACAGCGCUGCAGCGCUGUUUGGAACUCUGCAAACGGAUGACGCAUGUGAACCAAAUUCCCUCUCACUGUCUGGAUAUAAGUAAAUAAACAGAAGGCAUAUCGUCAGCUAUGGUCACCGUGAAUAAUACAUGCAGUGAAUUUAAUAACUGCUUCUGAAUAUCAAGAGCAUGAAAUUACAUUCUUAGUGAAAGGAUUUUCAUGAUCAGCUAAUAUUAGUUUUUCUAUUGCCGUCGUAUUCUUUAAUAGAUUCAACAAAUGUGUUCACUUGGUGGUUAGCAUGCCAAUGCUUGUUUAUAAAAUACUGUUUUUUUUUUUUUAUCAAAGUUAGUCAUGCUGUCAAUUAUUAAAAUAUCAAUAGGUAAAUGAUGUUCUUCUUUUCAUUCGGUGAUUAAAAAUUGGAAUAUAGGAAGUGCCAACCUGUUGUGCAAUUCGAGAAGUCCAUUCUUUUAAAAGUGUAAAAGCAAAUUUAAAGGUGUAAAAGCAUUAUACUCAACAAAAUUUUUUGAAGUGAAGUUAGAUUUUUGAAAAAAAAAAGAUAUUUUUUCUCCUUUCAUAUAUUUUUUCGAGUUAAUUUUGAAAAAUAUCAGACUCGAAUCUUAAUUUAAACUAGUUCCACAAUUUCUUCAAGGAAUUUUAACGCAGAAAAAUUUAUUUGAGAACAUGAAGAAAAUUAUUUGAUUAGAACUAGUUAAAGAACUAGUUGGUUAACUCUUUACGAAGCCUUAAUUAUUUUGCAUCCAUAUUCAAAUUGGGAUCGCUAAGUUAUUUCAAGCAGAAACUGUGUGAUAAGCUCUUAGUAGCAAAGAUUUGCUUUGAUUUCUUUCAUAUACAUCCCCUCUUUCAAGUUCUAUCGGAUCCCUAUGUCUUAAAAUUCGGAUUUCGUUUGCCAUGAUGCAACCGGAGGGCUAUGGGUCCAUACCCAUGGAUCUACAUAUAUCUCAGCAGGGCUACCAUCCGUAUUACAGGAAAGGACAUGAAGACAGCCCAGGACCUCCAAUUGUUCAAACACGCAUCCUGGAGAUGCGGAAGGAGAAGUCACGAGAUGCUGCCAGGUCAAGACGCGGGAAAGAGAAUUACGAGUUCUACGAGUUGGCCAAAAUGCUACCAUUGCCUGGUGCCAUCACUACACAGCUGGACAAAGCCUCCAUCAUUCGUCUGACCAUCAGUUUCCUCAAGCUCAAGGAGUUCACCGCACACGGGGACCCGCCAUGGAGGAAAGACGGACCGACGCUCAAAAGUGGGAGUCUGAGGCCUCGCUCCGUGUCAUCGGUUGCCAUAGAUCUCUUCGAACAACAUCAAGCAACGCACAUACUACAGUCACUUGAUGGUUUUGCCUUCGCUCUUGGUGCUGAUGGACGUUUUUUGUACAUUUCAGAAACAGUAUCUAUUUAUUUAGGAUUAUCACAGGUCGAAAUGACAGGCAGUAGUGUCUUCGACUACGUUCACCAACAAGAUCAGUCAGAACUUGCAGAUCUAAUAGGAAUCAACAUGUGUUCUUCGCCCUCGGCAGCUUCACCUCCAGCAUCGGUAGCAUCUGAUGAUGGGUCAUCCUCCAAUCCUGGCCCUUCCACCCCCACAGGCUUCGAUAGACCACCCCCAACAAUGACUCUGCCUACCAACAAUGCAGGUCAGAGUCUACAGAGGUCUUUUUGUGUGCGAAUGAAGUCUACGUUGACGAAGAGAGGGUGUCACUUCAAAUCCUCCGGUUACAGAGUCGUUCUAGUACUUUCCCAUCUGAGACCACAAUAUAACUUCUCAGCGUCGUCCAGAAAGCAAACUCCAACGAUAAUGGGUCUCGUGGGACUGGCCAUCGCGUUACCCCCUCCUUCCGUCAACGAGCUGAGGCUAGAGUCAGAUAUGUUCGUUACGCGACUCACAUUCGACUUUCGGAUAUCCCACUGCGAACCGAGAGUUUCUGAAUUGCUGGAUUACACAGCUGAAGAAAUUACAGGAACCAGCAUGUAUACGCUGUGCUACGCACAAGACAUCGAAAAACUUCGAAAGUGCCAUAUAGACUUAAUCCAAAAAGGACAGGUGAUGAGCGGUUACUAUCGCUUGAUGAACAAAAAUGGAGGUUACACGUGGUUACAGAGUUGUGCCACGGUCAUCUGUAAUACCAAAAACGCCGAGGAAGAGACCAUCAUCUGUGUCAAUUAUGUCUUGAGUAACGUUGAGUAUCCCCACUGCGUUAUGGACUUCAGUCAGUUGCCAUCUUCACGAGACCUGAGGAAUGACGACCCCAGCAGUUCAGAACGUGGUACCAGCCCGGACAAAGAGGGAGGCAGAGACAACUCUGCAUCCGGGGACGUUGAUAUUGAGCAGAGGCCCACCCCUCGGCCGGAUAACACCAGCGAGCGUACCGACGAAGGCCAGACGUACGACAGAGUCACAGAUCUGGACGUCGAUGCUAAUAAACGAGACCGUUCACAUCGCGGAUCGGAAAAGUCAUGUAACUCCUCUCCAAAAACGAGAGAGUUCCCUGGUGUUGUUUAUUUUGGACCGCCAACUUCAGAACGAGAAACUACCAACGAUUCCAUGGAUGAUCGACAGCAUCAAGGUGGGCGUCAAAGGAAAAGGAAGCCAACAGAAAAUUUGCCAGGUUCAUCCGAAACCAAUGAUACCAUCAAAAGUCCUCGUCCAGGAAGUUCAUCAUCAGCUAGUCUCGAAGUUCUGUCAAUGGACAAUGGUACCGGUUACAACGAUGUGAGCAGCAAUGAUCUGGUUGUCGACGAUAUGUCUUGCAACCAAACUGGUGUCAGUUCUUCCGGCAGUAGGGGAAGAGGAGCCUCCAGCAGUUCGCCGGAUAAAAGUGAUAAAGUUACUAGGCCAUGGACGCGGUCCCCCGCUGCUCCAAGUGCAUAUGAUCCCAACUGUAUGAAAACAUCCUCUACUAUGUCAGUGAAAGAUUUAGAGGACGUUAUGAAUCGGCAUCUGCCUCAACACAAUGGAUCGCCAGGCGGAAGUUCACCGGAUGUACUCAUGUUAAAGUCAUUCCCUCCGACCGCUGGAUCACCCACGCAGCGUCCUAUACAGUGGAUAGCCGGACAUCCAGCUCCAGCUUCACUACCGGCUACCACGCUCUUACGCCAGAUAUAUGUCAGCAGAGAAUCUGUUAUCCGAUCAGCUGGGGCACAUGCGACUCGCCAUGGUUGCUAUGGUGAUGCCAUCCAAGGAACUCUACCCACUCCUCCAGGUGGACAAGGCUCCGAUCCACCUUAUGGUGAUCUCAUGUUACAGUCUGCUGCUAAAUUAUCAGAAUCAUCGUCACCGUAUAGCCAGACAGGAGCAUCUUAUUUGGACAACUGUAAUGCCAUGACGCCGCCAAGUUCUGUAUCACCUAGGGACAAUUUCAACGAAGCGGCUGCUGUCGCUGCAGCAGCAGCAAUGCCUCAUAUGAGGCACUAUAUGACUGCAACAGAUCCUAAUUCCCUCCAACAUUUACCCCUAAAACCACAUCAACUAUUUGUGCACCCAAGUAAUUUAGACCAUCCUGGUGUACCUUACGGACAUCACCAUGGGCAGCAGACUUUAUCUCCAGACCAGCAUCAGUCUUUGUAUCAUCACCCGAGUAGCUUUCAUCUAUAUCAUCCUCCUCCAGGAGGAUCCAAGACUGCUUUGCAUACUACGAAUGGGAAUUCGUGGUUUUGCCAACCUCAUUCUUAGAGUGAUAACCAUAAAUGAACUUGAAUCUGCGUUUCUUGUACAGGUCGACGAUCCAUAAUGGAUGAAAAUCCUCUAAAUCAGAUGGAAUCAUCUAUAUAAUCUUACGUAAUGCUAAAGAUUCAUUGAAGAGAUUGCCUUGCUGGAGAAGUUCUCAUAUUUAAUGUUCAAAAUACAAUUUCACUCGCUACUAGCAAUCUUUAUUUUAAUAGAGCUAAAUUCAUUGUAUAUCAUAUGUGCAUAUAUUAAUAUGGGGUAAAGUUCAUUUCUUUCAUGUACAAAAGCUCCAUGAUACUAUGAAAGUACAAAAAACUCAACGCAAAAUGAACUUUGCCACUUAUAAUUAUUUAAUAAACUGCAAAUGCACAAUAUUUUGAAGUUAUUCAUCUGUACAAAAGAUUAUUUUAUCACAUCCUCAAACACAAUAGACAAAAUUUAGUACUGAAAUAUAAAGAAAAUGUCAGUAAUUUUUUAUAUAAUGUUUAUGCAUACUUAUUUUCUGAAUAUUUAUUAACGAUGCGCGAUAUCUAGACUGGGUUAUUAUUUAACUUUUACGAAUUAUUUUUAGCUUGUUUGAAAUACGUAAACAAAACUUUCUUUGAGCAUAUCAAUAAACUGAAAAGAAAUUCAUAUUAGUGACACACCAAAAAUGUUUUUUGUCUGAAUAUGAAAGAAGUCAUAUUUAAUUUCACUUCUUUUUGAAUAAUUACCUGAGAAAAUUUCCAACAAGUCAAUCUCUUUAAGUUAAUCGAAAAAGCCUUUAAAUAUUUCCUGAUGUAAUAAUACACGAUGAAAUUUAAAAAUAUGACAAAUGAUAUAGAACUUUUUUAUGAAAAACAGUGCUUAUAGGUAUGUGUGAGGGUUUAGCAAUUAAUAUAAAGCCCAACCAAACACGAAGAGAAGUUCAUGGCAAAAGCAUAUUUAAAAUUUUUAUUUUAAUGCUCAUGGAAUUAUGUUUUGAUGAUCAUGUAAUUAUGAAAAUCAUCACAUAUAUCCAUAGACAUUUUAUGGCAUCAUUACUAGAACGGACGUCAUUUCAAUCUGCUUGGAAACGGUUAAAAAAAUAUGAAAUUACUUAUAACCAAAUUUCACAGUUUUACAAAUUAAAUUAAUUAGUUGUGAUAUAUUAUUUAACAUAAUAUAUUAUUUCUAUACAUCUCAAAAUAGUUGAAGUUGAUAUGGGAAGUAAAUAAAUAAUUAUAUUACAUUAAUUUUUACCUUUACGUUUCUUACCUUGCGUAUACUUUACCUUUACGCAUUAAUAAUUAUAUAACAUUAAUUUUUAUUUUACAUAUAAAUAAAUUUAUUUUACAUAUAAACAGAAAUAUUAUAUUUAUAUGCUUACAAAUUCAACGAAGAUGGUAAAGAAGAGUUUUUUCUUCAUUACAAAAAAGUUCUGGUCACUAUGUACGUACAUUUUACUCUCAAGCACAUGUAUAUAGCGCCAACUGAAAUGUAAGGGUGAUGCAUCUUUUAUUCUUUUCAAACUCAAUAUUAAGGAUUUUUUGACGGGGGAAAGGAGUGUAUCUUUAUUACUCAUUCAGAGAAUUUACUCGAAAUUUUGCCAAAUUCAGAAGAAUCAUAUAUAUAGAAAAAAACUCCUAACAUAUUAAUUUCUUGUCAAUUUGCUAAACAGAUUAUUUAAAUUCGACUAGAGAUAAUCUUUACUAUAAUAUGUUGAAAAUACAUUCAGUUUACUAGUGGAUUGAAUAAGCGCUCAUUUGCUUCUAAACUGAUGUCCCAUAGUUCAACCUCUCAUUGCAUCGAUCUUUUUUUUUUUUUUUUUUUUUUUUUUUAUUAUUAUUAUUAUUUUGCUCAUUCCAAAUCUAUGCAGUUGGAAUGGACCGAUUUUUCAUGCACUUCCUUACAUUAAGUCAUUGUUUGUUUGAAAAGAAAGCUUGUGCUAUAUAUGCAAUGUAAAUAAAUAAAAUAUGAAGUCGUCAAAGAAUGUUUAGAUAGCAGAAAUGUGACAUAUUGUGCCUUUGAAAUGCAAUUGUAAUUCUAUUUUGUUUAAAUCCCAUUUUAUUUUGCAUGAAAGAAAUGGCAAAAGAUAACACUAUUAAUUUUCAGUUCUAGUAACUUUAAAAAACGAAAAUUUUGCGCCUAAUUAUUUAAAUGCUCUUUUUUACCCUAGCUACUUAAAUAAUAUAGUUUGUAUACCCUGUGUUGCUUUAACAGAUUAAUUAAAUUGUAAGUAAAUAUACAUCAUAUAAUUUUCAAAAUAUAGUUCAUUUACUGUGACCUAAAUUUCGAUAGUCCAAGCUCAUUAUAUAUAUAUAUAUAUAUAUAUAUAUAUAUGUAUGUAUAAUUUAUUGUUAGAAAAGGUUUUUCAUAUAUCCUCUCCAAGGAACAUAAAUUUAAUUAAAGCGAUUAAUUAUUGGAAUAAGUUGUUAGUUGGUAUUUUGAAGUAAAUGUAUAAGUUAUUUAGGUUUUACUGAAGCAAAUUAAAAAUAAUAAUAAUAAUAAUAUUUUGAACCAUAAAAAUUUCUACAAUGUAAAUUUAAAGUACUGAAAUAGUAGACAUUGUCAUUGACCGUAGAUUUAUUGACUGGUCAAGGGGAACAAACCAAUCCACUAUCAAUUAAUAAUAGCCAAAUUAAGUGAAAGUGCUUCGUCUUUUUUCCAAGUAAGGAUCAAAUUAGUGAUUUUGCGAGAGUUAAAUCAUAAGCUAUGAACAAAACUUAAUUAGAGCGAUAUCAGUCUGCUUGAGUCAUAAUAAAAAUCAGUAAGAAAUUCUUAACUUAAGGUACUUCUUAAGAACAGACUUAAACUAGUAAAACGAGAUCUUCACUUUAGAAGAAACAUUCCCCAACACUUUCACAGUUUUGUAAAAACAAUAAAAAACUAUUAAAACCCGUACAAAUUAGUAUAUACAAAAGUUAUGUAUAUAUUUCAUCAUUUAACUAUUUGUUCUGUUUUUAUUCUAUGUAUUUCACCCUAAGUUCAUGUUUACAAUUUAUUUCUAAUUUUUCUUGAUUCACAACAGUUAAAUUCAGAAAAGAAAAAAAGCAAUCUCUUUCUUAUAUAGCGAAUAUUAGAGAAGGAUCUGACAUAAUUGUGAUAUCUGUUGCCAUUUCUAAUGAAACAUAGAAAGAAAUUGUUUCAUGUUUAAACAGAAAAAAAAAGCAAUGAAUUAUUUUAUUAAGUGCUCAUGCGAUGAUAUAUUUAGCUUGUUAUAUUUGCAACUAAAAUGUAAAGAUUAUAAUACAAAUGUGAAUAUCAUUAAAUACAGUCCGUAGUAUUAAAAUUCUUUAUUAUUAUUAUAGCAUUUCUCUAUCCGCAUUUUGCGAAUAAAGAGCUAAUUCUUUCCGGAAACAGAAAUAUAAAACGUGAUAAAGGCAGCCAUCUUUAUUUGACACAUUAUGACACUUUGGAUUCAUUCGUUUGAGCAAUAAAAUAAUAAUAAUUUAUUAAUUAAUACUUUUUGUUUUAAGUACCAGUUAUUUUGGAUUAUGUUACUAAAAUUGUUUUCCAAUCUGAAGUUUUAUAAAAUUUCAUUUUUCAGAGAAAAUUUUGAGAAAGGGAUUUAUCUUAUAAUAAUAUGUUUUAGAAAUUAAAAGAUUACAAUUGAAAAAUAUUUCUCUGCGAGAUGUAGCAUUUUUGUUUAAAAAUUGAAUUCAGGAAGAUAGAAGCAGAAGCAGAUAAGUUUUACUUUCCCGGUGCUAUAUUAGUCGUAUUCCACAUUUUUUUGACGUUUAGUGACUGUGAAAUUCAAAGCUUGAUAUUUUGCAAUAAAUUUUGCCAAUUUCAUUACGCGUCUUAAAGUCAUUAUGUGAGUAAUUUUUAAGAAUGUGAUGAGAAAGAAAAUAAAGCACUAUACGCAUUUAA